Molecule: messenger RNA, 2721 nt
Organism: Vicia villosa (hairy vetch)
Lineage: Eukaryota; Viridiplantae; Streptophyta; Magnoliopsida; Fabales; Fabaceae
Exons: 4
Coding region: 513-2480 (655 amino acids)
Source: RefSeq, a predicted model, not a curated record
UCCCUUAUCCCCUCUUUUACUUGCAUCACUCAAAAUCUCUCAACAAUAGAGGUUUUCCAAAGUCAUGCACUAAAAUUGAUAACUUACCUCUAACACAUGGUUUGUGUAAUAACCAGUAUGGUAUGGUAUCCAUAAGCAAAAGCCUUUAGUUAAGGAACACCAACCAAGAAUCACAUGUGCACAACUUCUAGUGAAGGAUAUGCAUGUGUUCCAGUAUUUAUCAUGCACAUUCAUUUUAAGGACUUAGUGAUGCAAUAUAAAGCAUAUUCUCCAUAUUGUUAUCCGACAAGAUAUUUUCUUUUUUCAAACAGAUUCUUAAUAACAAAGUAACACCCUUUAUUUUCUUUAUCAUAUCAUUACAGCUUGCCCCUCUUUCUUUUUUGACACCUUUUUUCUCUCCUACCCACUCAUCAUCUUUAUCUAAAGCUCUUCACUAUGUCUUUAAAACACACCUCCUGUAUGUAUCAAUCACACUGAUAUCCAAACCAGAUCACUACACACUCUCUCUGAUAAUGGCCAUGGAAGCUUCUUUCUACCUCUUUUUUCUCUCUUCUCUCUUAAUUUCAUGUUCUGGAUCUUUGGUAGGUUUUUCCUAUCAUGAGAGAGGAGACACAUGGAAAUCAUUUCUUCAGCCGAGCAAAGUUUCUUCGUCUCAGAUUCGAGUUUUCGUCACAGAUCAUAGAAUUUCAAGCACUCUUACCAACUCAAACAUGUUAGUUGAUCUAUACAUAAGCAAAAGCCAAGUUGAAAAUUUCAUUACUUCAAAACCUUCAACAACUUCUGAACUAAAAGCUCAACUUGUGAAUUUUCUUCCACGUUCAAACAUCAAAAGCAUCACUGUUAGCUGUGGAAGUGAGUGUUUACUCCAAAACGAGAUACCUUUGAUUAUGCAUUCUCUUAAAUCAAUCCAUUCAAUUAUCAGAGAUCUACACAUAGGUAAGGAAGUAAAAGUCUUAGUAGCAUUUCCACUUCAAUUCUUAAGGAAGUUGAAUCCAUCACAAGAACAUGGAAUUCGUAAGCUACUUUCAUUUAUAGAGGAAACAAAAUCGUCUGUGAUGAUAGAAGACAGCAUUGAUGGAGAAUUAAGCGCGGAGGAUCAUUUUGUUCAAACUGUUAUCGAGCGAGCCGCUCUUGCUGCUUCUGUUCUUCCUUGCAAAGAUGCUUCUGUGAUUCUAACAAUCAAGAGUUCAGUUAUACCAAGUUCAGUAGAAUUAGCCGAAUUUAGUAAAAGAGUAUCGAAAUAUUUAGCAGCGAGAAGACCUAUUGCGAAAAGAAUAGCUGCAUUAUAUGUAGAACUGCGUAAAACAGAAGAUUUUUCAAUGAAAGAGCUCAAAAGGGAAGAAGAGAAAGAAAAUUUUCCAUUGUCUAGAAGAGAGAUCUUAAGCAAAUUCCACAGAAGAAAAACUCUAGAUAACACAAACAGUGCAACAAACACAGUUUACCCUACAAAUCCAACACCAAAUCCAACACCAGUGAUCACACCCUCAGAUACACCAACCAUUAUAGCGGUUCCUUCCACGAAUCCUGUCACGAUUUCCCCUACAAAUCCGGCUGCAAUGCCUGUAACAGUUCCUUCUACUACACCUGCCGUUCCUUCUACUCCACCUGCUGUUCCUUUACCUCCAACAAAUCCAACCAAUUCACCAGUUCCGGUAUUCAAUCCAGCUACAACGCCUUCAACAGUCCCAGGUGCACAACCAGUAACCAACCCGGUAACGUCUAAUCCACCUCCAUCGGGAAAUGUUCCUGUUCCUGUCACAAACCCUCCUUCAAACACAAAUGCUCCUUCCAUUCAGGGACAGAGUUGGUGUGUGGCGAAAUCAGGUGCUCCACAAGCCUCCCUUCAAUCAGCAUUGGAUUAUGCUUGUGGAAUGGGUGCUGAUUGUUCUCAGAUACAGCAGGGUGGGGCUUGUUACAGUCCAGUCACUUUGCAGAGUCAUGCUUCUUUUGCUUUCAAUAGUUACUAUCAAAAGAAUCCAGCUCCAACAAGUUGCGACUUCGGAGGCGCUGCCACCUUGAUCAACACAAAUCCAAGUUCUGGUUCUUGCAUUUUUCCAUCAUCAUCGUCGUCGUCGUCGUCCUCAACACCGACGAUAUCAUCCCCAACACCACCUACACAAUCAACUUCAACUUCAAUACCGCCACCAAGUCCAAUAACAACUGCACCAUCUAUUACAACAAUAGCUCCACCAUCUAUUCCAACAAUAGCUCCACCAUCAAUUCAAACAGCUCCAUCAUCAAUUCCAACGGCUCCACCAACAUCUUCAGGAUCAGGAACAGGCACUUUCGGCUAUGGUACCCCACCUUCAGUGUUAAAUUCAAGCAGCCCAGAUUCAGGUACAGUGCCAGAUUUUGGGUCCGAUAGCCCUCCUGUUGUAAACACAACGUCUGCCGCACACCCUCGAGCUCUAAAAUCUUUUACUGGCUGCAUAAUUUUGAUGAUUCCAUUUGUCACUGCCAGACUCAGCAUGCUACCAUAGUGUUCAGAAACAGGUUUUCCAUUCAAAUCAUCAUACUAUUACUAUAGACAUUUGUUAGAGUUGCGUUGCAACAUUACAUGCUGCAGUGUUAAGGUCUAUAGGUGCAGAAAGACAAUAGGGUAACAAAGGAAGAGAAAAGUGUGUUCGUCCAUGUGCUGCUUUCUUAGGUUGUACAAUAUAUCAUGGUAAAUAUUGGUCAUGUAAAUAUAUUUUGAGAGCUUAGUUAAUUUUCUUUUGUUUC